AUGUCCUCCUCUCCUCUUUCCUCCAAUUCAACCCUCAGCAGUGGGUUCUAUAACACCUCUACGGGGCAGAACCCUGACAAUGUCUAUGGCCUCUAUCUCUGCCGUGGUGACCUUAGCGCCGAUGUUUGUAAAGAUUGUGUCACCUUGGCCACCCGAGACAUUGUCCAACUCUGCCUCACUCAAAAAGAGGAUGAAUACUUACUACGUAAUUCAAACGAGUUCAUCUUUUCCAGUAUGGCCAAAGAACCUGUUGUGUACUUGUGGAACUCACAGAAUAUAACAGUUCAAGAACGUUUUGAGGAGCCAUUGAUGAUCACUAUAGACGAUACAGCUUCACAGGCCGCAAACGCUUCAUCACGUGCCAAAAAGUUCGCAAUAAGUGAAUUUUACAUAGCGUCAAAAGCUCUACACACUUACGCAGUAGCUAUCUCUCGGUUGCCAAAUUGUCGCAUUGGAAAGCAAGGAGGAAGAGUCUUAUUUCCAAGCUGUAAUAUUCGGUAUGAGAUAUAUGAGUUUGAUAAUGCAACCGGCGCGGUACCUUCUCCUCCCUCUCCUUCAGGUGCAACAAGACCACAAGAUAACAAUGAAAAAAAUUCUGCUAGAAUUAUUGCUAAACCAGGUGCUGCUGUUUCAAUGGUCACAUCUUACAUGGCUCAGAAUAUUAAAUUUGGUGGUUCACCUUUGACAGAGACACUUGACUCAAUGGAGAUUGUUAACCUAAAAGCGAAAAGAGAGAGCUCUCAACGAUAG
Molecule: messenger RNA, 750 nt
Organism: Hevea brasiliensis (rubber tree)
Lineage: Eukaryota; Viridiplantae; Streptophyta; Magnoliopsida; Malpighiales; Euphorbiaceae
Product: cysteine-rich receptor-like protein kinase 25
Exons: 4
Coding region: 1-750 (249 amino acids)
Source: RefSeq, a predicted model, not a curated record